GAAGCUGAGCGACCCCCAAAGAAGAAGACACGCCGAAAUACCACACCGGAGGAGAGUGAAGAAAGUUAUGAUGAAGAUGUAGAUUUCGAGGUUCAAGAUGAUUCCUCUGCGGAGGAUUCAGACGCCGAAUAUCAAGCACCGACAAAAGAUAACAACGAGAGUGACCGCCGCUCCACGUCAAAAUCAUCGACGAGUAUUCACCGAGCUGAGGACUUUGAUAGCGACGCGUUGGAUGAGGAAGACCAAGACAUUGGCUUGGACUAUCACGCCAACUCGCCUGCUAAACGGAAAUAUAAGUCAAACUCUGGAAGUCCUGAUCCCGUCACUCCCCCUAAAUCUCGUGUUGUCUCCAAGUUGUCUUCAAUGACACCUUCACGGAGAACACCGGCGAAGAGAGGCAUCCAGCAGGACAAAACCACGCCUGUCAAGAAGCGAAAGCGCGUUGAUGAGGACGAGAGCGAAGGCGUAGAGGACUCUUCGGAUGAGAGUUCUAACGUGAAAGUCGUGGGCAAGAUCGUCCAAGCACCUACCACUGGGCGAGUUCCCCCCGGCCAAAUAUCUCGUAACACGUUGAACUUCCUCCGCAAUCUUACUAACCCGAAGUGCAAUGAUAGGGAGUGGUUCAAACUGCAUGACCCUGUCUUUCGUCUAGCUGAAAGGGAAUGGCUCGACUUCAUUGAUAGCCUAAUAGCCAAGAUUAUCGAAAUUGACGACGAAAUACCGCCGUUACCGGCUAAAGAUGUGGUCCAUCGCAUUUACCGUGACGUCCGGUUCAGUAAUGACAAGACUCCGUACAAGACAGGUUUCUCGGCCAGCACGUCAAGGUCUGGAAGGAAAGGAAUUUUCGCUGGAUUCAAGGCAAAUGGGGAAAGUCUUGUGGCCGCUGGACUAUGGGCACCUGAGAAAAACGAGCUUUCGACCCUGAGACAUAACAUCCUUACUAAUGCGACACCACUUCGGGAUAUUGUCUCGGCGCCCGAGUUUGUGGAGCUGUUCGGUGAACCAAAGCCUCACCCAAAGGGACUCAGGAGGAAUGUGUUCGGUGGUGAGGAUGAACUGAAAGUGGCACCGAAAGGAAUUAGCAAGAGUCAUCCGGAUAUUGAUCUUCUGAAGUUAAGGAGUGUGGCUGUCGUGAAGCGGUGGUUCAUUGAUCGAGUUAUGGAGAUCAUAGAGGUCAUGAGACCUUUGGUUCGCUGUCUAAAUGACAUGAUCACGAUCCAGGAUAAUGACUCUGACUAAACCACUUGAAUGUUCUUCGAGUUGUAAUAUCCUGGAGGUCUACGCUUUCACGUUUGUUUUGCCAUU
Messenger RNA from Cantharellus anzutake, 1305 nucleotides. RefSeq lists its product as uncharacterized. The record is from RefSeq and is a predicted model, not a curated record. The annotation marks the transcript as partial. NCBI's taxonomy places the organism in Eukaryota, Fungi, Basidiomycota, Agaricomycetes, Cantharellales, Hydnaceae. The transcript is spliced from 10 exons.